UUAUUGGUUUACAAAUACACGUAAGUUAGUUGUUGAAAAAUGUGAUGAUAUUAAAGUGAUAUUUUGAAAUGAGCUCAACAGCUCAGCCCUUUUUGACACCUCAGAAGCAUAGCCAACUAUGUAAGUACAUAUUGGCCAAGCACAACAAAUUUCAUUGAGUUUUAUGCGAACUUUAUUGGAAGCAAUACCUCACAGCGCAGAGAAUGGAGAUAACUCGAAAGUCAAUACGAAUAUCAGCACCAAACGAGCCAAGGCAGCGCUUUUAUUAUACAAAUAAGCUCAACCCUAAAUUCAAAGGCCAGUCCCUACAUACGAAAAUUGUAUGUGAAAUAGAAAUCAAAUGUAUUAUCAGGAUUGGAUAUAAAAACGAUUCACGGCAUUCAUUUGACAGAGGUAAAGUGAAAAUCAUACUGCAUUUUAUUAGUAGUUUUUGCAAUAUUACGUUAACCCUGAAAUUGGAUCCGUUUUUUGGAGAAAGCAAAAGUUAUAAGAAACAGAAAUCGAAUAAAGAUAAAAUGAAGCGUCAUUGUCACUUUAAAUCGGAAGUUGUCUACGAAUGCACUACGUCAAUUACGGCGUCCAUCAAUCAAACAAGAAUGUGA
Molecule: messenger RNA, 602 nt
Organism: Ceratitis capitata (Mediterranean fruit fly)
Lineage: Eukaryota; Metazoa; Arthropoda; Insecta; Diptera; Tephritidae
Exons: 2
Coding region: 204-602 (132 amino acids)
Source: RefSeq, a predicted model, not a curated record